Molecule: messenger RNA, 2495 nt
Organism: Marmota flaviventris (yellow-bellied marmot)
Lineage: Eukaryota; Metazoa; Chordata; Mammalia; Rodentia; Sciuridae
Gene: Pcca
Product: propionyl-CoA carboxylase subunit alpha
Cellular component (GO): mitochondrion
Molecular function (GO): ATP binding; metal ion binding; propionyl-CoA carboxylase activity
Source: RefSeq, a predicted model, not a curated record
GUGAGAGGUCAGCUGAGCUCUGAUCGCCCGGGCGACAAUGGCGGGGCUCUUGGUAGGGACAUUCGCGCUGGUCGCGGCCGGACGGCGGGGGCGGCGGCCCCCUCCUCAGCUGAUGCGGAGCGCGGCGCUGUGGACCCUGAAGCAUGCUCCACACUAUUCAGAACGGUGCUUAAUAGUGUCCCGUUGUCUCAGUUCAGUGGGAUAUGAUCCUAAUGAAAAAACUUUUGAUAAAAUACUUAUUGCUAAUAGAGGAGAAAUUGCAUGUAGGGUUAUUAAAACUUGUAAGAAGAUGGGCAUUAAGACGGUUGCCAUCCACAGUGAUGUUGAUGCUAGUUCUGUUCACGUGAAAAUGGCGGAUGAGGCCGUCUGUGUUGGCCCAGCUCCCACCAGUAAAAGCUACCUCAACAUGGAUGCCAUCAUGGAAGCCAUUAAGAAAACCAGGGCCCAAGCUGUACAUCCAGGUUAUGGAUUCCUUUCAGAAAACAAAGAAUUUGCCAAGUGUUUGGCAGCAGAAGAUGUUAUUUUCAUUGGACCUGACACACAUGCUAUUCAAGCCAUGGGUGACAAGAUUGAAAGCAAAUUAUUAGCCAAGAAAGCAAAGGUUAACACAAUCCCUGGCUUUGAUGGGGUAGUAAAGGAUGCAGAUGAAGCUGUCAGAAUUGCAAGGGAAAUUGGCUACCCGGUCAUGAUCAAGGCCUCAGCAGGCGGUGGCGGGAAAGGCAUGCGCGUCGCUUGGAAUGAUGAGGAGACCAGGGAGGGGUUUAGAUUUUCAUCUCAAGAAGCUGCUUCUAGCUUUGGUGAUGAUCGACUACUAAUAGAAAAAUUUAUUGAUAACCCUCGUCAUAUAGAAAUCCAGGUUUUAGGUGAUAAACAUGGAAAUGCUUUGUGGCUUAAUGAAAGAGAGUGCUCAGUUCAGAGAAGAAACCAGAAGGUGGUGGAGGAAGCACCAAGCAUUUUUCUGGAUCCGGAGACUCGAAGAGCCAUGGGAGAACAAGCUGUGGCUCUUGCCAGAGCAGUGAAGUACUCCUCAGCUGGAACCGUGGAGUUCCUGGUGGACUCCAGGAAGAACUUCUACUUCCUAGAAAUGAAUACGAGACUGCAGGUUGAGCAUCCUGUCACAGAAUGCAUCACUGGCCUGGACCUAGUCCAAGAAAUGAUCCGUGUUGCUAAGGGUUACCCGCUCAGGCACAAACAAGCUGAUAUUCCCAUCAAUGGCUGGGCCGUGGAAUGCCGGGUUUACGCUGAGGACCCCUACAAGUCUUUUGGUUUACCGUCUAUUGGGAGAUUGUCUCAGUACCAAGAGCCGAUACGUCUACCUGGUGUCCGGGUUGACAGUGGCAUCCAACCAGGAAGUGAUAUCAGCAUUUAUUAUGAUCCUAUGAUUUCAAAAUUAAUCACCUAUGGCUCUGAUAGAACGGAAGCCCUGAAGAGGAUGGAGGACGCACUGGAUAAUUAUGUUAUUCGAGGUGUUACACAUAAUAUCGCAUUACUUCGAGAGGUGAUAAUCAAUUCACGCUUUGUAAAAGGAGACAUCAGUACUAAAUUUCUGUCGGAUGUAUAUCCUGAUGGCUUUAAAGGACAUGUGUUAACAGAGAAUGAGACACACCAGCUAUUGGCAAUUGCAUCAUCGUUGUUUGUGGCAUCCCAGUUACGAGCCCAACAUUUUCAAGACCAUUCAAGAAUGCCUGUUAUUAAGCCAGACGUGGCUAAGUGGGAGCUCUCCGUAAAAUUACACAAUGAAGAUCACACUGUCAUAGCAUCAAGCAGUGGCUCAGCAUUCUCUGUGGAAGUUGAUGGCUCGAAACUAAAUGUGACCAGUACGUGGAACUUGGCUUCGCCCUUAUUGUCUGUCAACGUUGAUGGCACUCAGAGGACUGUGCAGUGUCUUUCUCGAGAAGCUGGUGGACACAUGAGCAUUCAGUUUCUUGGCACAGUGUACAAGGUACGUGUUUUAACCAAACUCGCUGCAGAAUUGAACAAGUUUAUGCUGGAAAAAGUGGCUGAGGACACAAGCAGCAUCCUGCGUUCCCCGAUGCCUGGAGUGGUGGUGGCUGUCUCCGUCAAGCCAGGGGACAUGGUAUCAGAAGGGCAGGAAAUUUGUGUGAUUGAAGCCAUGAAAAUGCAGAACAGUAUGGCGGCCGGGAAGACUGGCAAGGUGAAGUUGGUGCACUGUAAAGCUGGAGACACAGUCGGAGAAGGGGAUCUGCUCGUGGAGCUGGAAUGAAGUAUUUAUAGCCUUUCAGGCAUCACCCGACUUAAUUAGCCAUUUGUAUUAUUCUCUCACACUCGAUUUAGUCAAGUGUUUCACGGGAACACUUCUGUGCAGCCGGAUCUACAUCUCGUAUUUAUUCCACAGAAGAGUCAAAACCAACAUUCUGCCAAAAAAAUCACCAAUGGAAAUUUGUAUUGAUAUAAACAAUUAUACAUAUGAUUUGUACUUCUGUGAGAUUUCCUAGUGUCAAAAUUAAAUCAAUAAAACGAAGCAUUUGUCUAAA